CCGUCAGAUUUGAAAGCGAAAAUCAAGGCCAGAGUCUGAGCAAAGCCGAAAUGGUUCAUCUCAGUUUUGGGCAUUCUUUCGCCGAGCUCGUGGCACUGAUCCUUCUCCCCGGGCUUGCUUUUUAUCUUCUCAAUAAGAAGAAAGCUGGUGCUCGUAGAAAUGAAGAAGAUGCUGAUACUGGCGCACCUGGUUCGAUGACUCCGCCGACAGAAGCUAAUUCUGAUGGAUCUAGUUCGUUUCCGACAGAAACUAAUGACGGUGGAUCUACUUCGUCUCCGAUGGAAACUAAUAAUGGCGCAUCUAGUUCAUCUCCGACAGAAACUAACAACAGUGCAUCUAGUUCGUCGACCGCGACUACUGGAAACCGCUAUGAGGUGUUCUUGAGCUUCAGAGGCCCAGAUACUCGAUAUGGCUUCACAAGUCACCUCUACAAGGGGCUCCAUGAUGCUGGAAUUGAUACUUUCAGAGACGAAGAGGAGCUCCCCCAAGGCGAGGACAUCGGACCAGAGAUUUUAGCAGCCAUCACGAAGAGUCAGAUCCUGAUCCCCAUUUUGUCCGAGGGUUACGGUACAAGCAGCUGGUGCCUGAAUGAACUGGCUCAAAUAAUGAAGUGCAAGAAUGAUAAUGGGCAAAUGGUGUUGCCUGUAUUCUAUAAAGUGAAAGCAGCUGACGUGGGACAUCAAAUCGGGAAUUUUGGAAAAGCAUUUCAUGAGCGUGAGGAGCGUUUGCUUGAGAGGCCUUCUUUUGACCGAACGAGCUUGGAGAAAUGGAAGAAAGCACUCGGUGAAGUCAGUACCUUGAAAGGAUACGAAGCCGAUGGGUAA
Rhodamnia argentea is the source of this 824-nucleotide messenger RNA. RefSeq names its product disease resistance protein L6-like. Gene Ontology annotation, biological process: signal transduction. The coding region runs from base 51 to 824 and encodes 257 amino acids. The transcript has 2 exons. The record is from RefSeq and is a predicted model, not a curated record. NCBI's taxonomy places the organism in Eukaryota, Viridiplantae, Streptophyta, Magnoliopsida, Myrtales, Myrtaceae.